Messenger RNA from Aspergillus alliaceus, 1305 nucleotides. Its product is annotated as major facilitator superfamily domain-containing protein. Gene Ontology annotation, molecular function: transmembrane transporter activity. Lineage: Eukaryota; Fungi; Ascomycota; Eurotiomycetes; Eurotiales; Aspergillaceae. The transcript has 10 exons. Bases 1 to 1305 code for a protein of 434 amino acids. Gene Ontology annotation, biological process: transmembrane transport. The record is from RefSeq and is a predicted model, not a curated record.
AUGGCGAGUGUGGUUCAUCAGGAUCCAAAAGCCCAGUCAGUGCAGGAGGGUCAAGGUGAAGCUGUGCAAGGCGCCAUCCCUCGUGCUGGAGAUACCACCAACCCCAAAGAAUGGUCGUCCUGGCGCCGUGCCUGGGUAUUGUUCUACAUCGCCUUCUCCUCCUUUAUCGUGUCCCUCUACAGCACUAUCUACACGUCGUCCAUACCGGGAGCCAGUAUAGCCUUCGAUAUUCAUCCCCCCGUCAUCCCGACGCUGGGCAUCACCACCUACCUCAUCGGCACUGGUGCGGGUAGUCUGACCCAAGCACCGCUCAGCGAGGUGUUUGGUCGCCGCCCGAUUUAUCUUGUGUUCAUGACGGUUUUCACUCUUCCCAUCCUUCCGUGUUCUUUGGCCACAUCAGUAGCUGAGAUAUUGGUUGUAAGAUUUUUUGGGCUAACCUGCAAUCCCAACAAAGACGUGUUUGGUGCUGCUACAAUCUCCAAUGCGCCAGUUGGUAUCUCGCUAUGGAGAAUCGCGCCAUUCAAUGGUCCUGCCAUCGGGCCCGUCAUCGGUGGCUUCGUCUACGCGGGGCUGGGCUGGCGCUGGGAUGACUGGUUAACCAUGAUUCUCAGCGGCGCCUCCCUCCGCAAAGAGCAUGAUAGUCGCUAUUGGUCUCGCUACGACGACAAGUCAUCAUUCCGGCCACAGCUCAAGGUCACUCUGCGCCGCUCGUUUAUCUUGGCAGCAACGGAGCCCAUUCCGUGGUUCUUUAAUACAUGCUUGGCGAACAAAAGAAUUAAUGCUAAUGUCGUGCGAGAGUACUAUAGAGGCUGGGGACCCGGUAUCAAUGGCUUGGCAUACUUAGAAAAUGGUCUAGGAGUGACGCUUGCCAUCUGUCUCGAGCCGCUUUGGAGGCACAUCAUCAACUCUAGUCUAAUCAACCCCGAAACUGGCCGUGUAUAUCCUGAAGCCGCAGGAUCCAUCAUGAGCCUUGGUGCGAUAUGUACUCCGAUAGGUAUCCACUGGCUUGUGUCUAUUGCUUGUGGAGUUCAUUUUGGUUUUGGAAAUACGCUAUGUUUUAUCUACAGCUCGAAUUACUUGGCAGGAUCUUACGGCAUCUAUGCAGCUUCUGCUCUCUCUUCAAAUACCGUUUUCAGAUCUAUCCUAGGAGGAACAUUGCCCUUGGCCGGACCGAAAAUUUAUGCCUGGUUCCUAUUCCCUUCACCUUUUGACGUUACGGAAAAAGGAUUCGUUUCGCGAAACCGAACUAUUUUGCAGACCCAGAAAGAUGCUGAGGCUGGACAGAGACGCACAUCUGGAUCUUGA